Molecule: messenger RNA, 1566 nt
Organism: Paramecium sonneborni
Lineage: Eukaryota; Ciliophora; Oligohymenophorea; Peniculida; Parameciidae
Source: the annotation of a GenBank genome assembly
AUUGGAUGAAGCAAUUCUUACCUCUCAAUAGUAACUAAAAUAUUCCCACUGAGAAAAUAGAUUCCUAUAUCUCUUAUAUGGUAAUUAAUGUCAUAACAAUAUAGUCUUAAGUGUACAGUGUUUAAUAAUAUAUGUUAAUUCAGGCUUAAAAUUAGAUAAUGUAGGCACAAUUAUUGAAAUUGUAAAGUGGCUCUUAGAACUAGAAUGCCAUUUUGCAACAAAAAAUAAUAAAAUUGUUAGAACAGAUUUUAUAAAAAGGAAUUUAGAUUUCUAUAAAGGACUCUCUUCCAUAAUCUAAAAUGCCUAUUUUGGCUAAAUAUAUAGCAAACAUAUUUAUAUAUCUAAUGAAAUAAUGUUCUUCGGAGUAGGAUGAAGUCACAGUGAAUUAUAUAAAAGACCCUAAUUCGAUAGUAAUUGAUUAGAAACAAUGGGACUUAAUUUGUGAGGUAAUCAGUAAAAAGUUAGUUUGUCUUGGAGCUAAUGAUAUAUUUUGCACUAAUGGUAUGGAUUAUAAUUUUUAUAUAGAUUCAUAAAUUGGAAUUAUUAGUUAAUCUUUAUUAUUUAGCAGUAUCAUAAGGAAAGUAAUUUUCAAGAAAUUACAUACUUAAAGCGAGGGUGGAAGUGCUCAAUAGAUAAGCUUUUAGACACUGAAUGAUUUAUUAGGUUAGGAGAAUAGAUCAGAUGAAUUUUUAUACAAAUUCUUGUGUGAAGAGGAUAAGAAUACAAUGAGCAAGUAGUCCUGUUAGAGCUCUUUAGAAAAAAUGUUCUAAAAAAGCAACUAAUAUUUUCAUUAAUCUAAUCUAAUUGAGUAAAUAAUAGAGAAUUAAAAAUAAUUUAAUAUUAAUGGAAAUUUUGAGCAUCAUGCUGAAAAGGUAUAAAAUUGAAUUAUUGUAGUACUUAAAUAUAAUUAAAGUAUAUUAAAAUUGUGAUUAAAAACAAGUGAUUGAAUAAUUGGUUAAAGGAUUGUUUUUGAAUUCUUAGUAAAUAGAUUGUAAAGAGUUCAUUUUUAAUUCAAACAGAUUAGAGGAGAAAUUAUAAAAAUUGUUAUUUAUGUUUGUGGAUUUGGUAAGAAUAGAAAACUCUAUAAUAUAAAUAGUGUUAGAAAAUAAAAUGUAAAUAUUAAUAAAUAGACAUAGAUCUGAAGAACCAUAGAAAAAUCCAUUAGAAUAUUAUGCAAAAUUAAUAGAGAGGAUAAAAAACAAGUGUAGAAGUAAAGAAGAUGAGUUUUGUAAUUGUAAAAGAUGUCAAUGCAUAAAACGUAAUAGAGAUAGUGCAAGAGAAGCACAAAAAAGAAAGAGAGAGGCUUUAGAGAAGAUUGGACCACUUUAGUAAGAGUAUGAGAAGAUAACAAAGAAAGUAAUAGAAUAUAAAUAAUUUUAGGUCAAAUUAUUAGAGUUUGAUAAUUCAAAGUUAAAGGCAGCUUUAUUUGAUGCAUUAAGAAAUCCAGUUAUAGAAAACUUAAUCAAAACAUAGUACUCUGGAGCUUUUUCAAAUUUAUCAAAUCUGAUGUAAUAGGAAUCAUAUGAUAUAUAAAAAGAAGAAGAUCAAUCACAAUCCUGAAAGACU